AGACUGUGCGGGACGGUGCCGUCCUUCCAACACAUAAGAGAUUUCCCUGUACUGAGUGCGGGAAGUGUUUCCGUUUGAAAUCCAAACUUAAUUUGCAUAAAAUAACUCACACAGGCGAGAAGCCAUAUUCCUGCCCUGAUUGCGGGAAAUGUUUUUCAGAUAAGUCCAAAUAUUCUAGACACCAGAGAAUGCACAUGGGGGAGAAGCCGUAUUCCUGUCCUGAGUGCGGGAAAUGUUUUUCACAGAAGUCCCAUCUUAACACACAUAUAAGAUUGCACACAGGUAAUAAGCCUUAUUCCUGUCCUGAGUGCGGGAAAUGUUUUUCAGAUAAGUCCAAAUUUUUUAGACACCAGAGAAUGCACAUGGGGGAGAAGCCGUUUUCCUGUUCCGAGUGCGGGAAAUGUUUUUCACGGAAGUCCCAUCUUAACGCACAUAUAAUAUUGCACACAGGUGAUAAGCCUUAUUCCUGUCCCGAGUGCGGGAAAUGUUUUUCACGGAAGGCCCAUCUUGACAGACAUCGGAUAUCACACUCAGGUGAGAAGCCGUAUUCCUGUACUGAGUGUGGGAAAUGUUUUGGGCACAAAAGAGAACUUGUCGCACAUCAGAACUCUCACACGGGGGAGAAGCCGUUUUCCUGUCCUGAGUGCGGGAAAUGUUUUUCGAGGAAAUCCAAUUGUCACACACACAAGAAACUGCAUACGGGAGAAAAGCCGUAUUCCUGUAUUGAGUGCGGGAAAUGUUUUGUAAAAAAUUCAAAACUUGUCACGCAUCAGAGGUCUCACACGGGCGAAAAGCCGUAUUGUUGUCCUGAGUGCGGGAAAUGUUUUUCAGAUAAGUGCAAUGUUUAUAAACACAUCAAAUUUCACAUGGGAAAGACGCCGUAUUCCUGUUCUGAGUGCGGGAAAUGUUUUGUACAAAAAUCUGAAUUUGUUGCACAUCAGAGGUCUCACACGGGGGAGAAGCCAUUUUCCUGUCCUGAAUGUGGGAAACGUUUUUCACGAACGAGCAACCUUUACAGACAUCAGAGAUUGCACACAGCAGAAAAGCCGUAUUCCUGUACUGAGUGAGGGAAAUGUUUUGUACAAAAGUCACAACUUGUCAUUCAUCAGGGGUCUCAUACGGGGGGGGUUAAAGCCGUAUUGUUGUCCUAAGUGCAAGAAAUGUUUCUCAGAUAAGUACAGUUUAAAUAAACACUGGAAAUCUC
This is a messenger RNA of Rana temporaria (common frog), 1204 nucleotides long. RefSeq names its product gastrula zinc finger protein XlCGF7.1-like. Bases 189 to 1067 code for a protein of 292 amino acids. The record is from RefSeq and is a predicted model, not a curated record. Lineage: Eukaryota; Metazoa; Chordata; Amphibia; Anura; Ranidae. The transcript has a single exon.